AUGUGUUUGAUCCCCUUUCAUACGAAAAAAUUAUUUAAUGAUUCACAAAUGAAGCCGUAUCGCACAGAUGAGUUUGUGCAUAAGCUAUUUUACGAAACUUCACGAUUUACAGCUUUCAACAAUCAGUGGGUUGUUACUGCACGAAUAAAUAACAGCCAACGAGAUCCAACUCAAAGCUCACAACGUGAUAUGACUUAUCAAGAAUGCUUAAUUCUCAAAACAAAAACUACAUGCCCACUUUCGCUUCAUUAUGUCACACUCAAAGGACCCUUUGGCGACAUGAAGGUUCAGCCAAAAAUUCACAGAUUCGAUUUCACUGAUCAAGAUAAUGAAAGCCCUUACUUACUUUUAGAUGCAGCUGGAUGCAAUAGACUACUGGCUGCAAAAGCCACCAGCUUUCGGCCUAUAAUGUUUUUCGCAUCUAAGUAG
This is a messenger RNA of Nasonia vitripennis (jewel wasp), 429 nucleotides long. RefSeq names its product cysteine and histidine-rich protein 1 homolog. The coding region runs from base 1 to 429 and encodes 142 amino acids. The transcript is spliced from 4 exons. Lineage: Eukaryota; Metazoa; Arthropoda; Insecta; Hymenoptera; Pteromalidae. The record is from RefSeq and is a predicted model, not a curated record. Gene Ontology annotation, cellular component: nucleus.